Molecule: messenger RNA, 1181 nt
Organism: Drosophila ananassae
Lineage: Eukaryota; Metazoa; Arthropoda; Insecta; Diptera; Drosophilidae
Product: antigen 5 like allergen Cul n 1
Exons: 3
Coding region: 34-870 (278 amino acids)
Source: RefSeq, a predicted model, not a curated record
ACAUAAAAUUCUCAGUUUAGUUCUGAAAGAAUCAUGAAAUUCGAAAGAUGUAUUUCAAUGGGAGCGGUGAUUGCGAUUCUUUUUGUUUUUCUGGUAGCCACGGUUCAUGGAAAUUCAAAUGAUACUGUUAAUUAUUCUGAUGUGUAUAAAAAUCGAUUUUGCCGUCUGACGAACUGUCCAGACAAUAUGUUGCCGCACAUUGGCUGCAACAGUACACAACAGUCUAGUUGCGGGGCGGACUUGAAACUUUACCCUAUGUCAAAUAAAUGGAGAAUGUAUAUUGUUAAUCAGCAUAAUAUUUUCCGAAACUUAAUAGCUUCCGGAAUGGUGAACCGACUUCCCGGAUCCGGAGCCAUGCUUAAGCUGCAGUGGGAUUCGAGCUUAGAGGAGGUAGCCAGCUUUUUGGUAAAACGCUGUUCCCUUCAUACCCCCAAGGAGUGCAUCUCUACCUCUAGAUAUGAAGAUCCCAGCUUCCAAUCAGUUUACAACAAGUUUAAAAAGAAUCAGAAUGCCUUCUUGGUUCUUAAAUCGCAAAUGCACGCAUGGUUUGAUCAAUAUAAACACGCAACUGUGCUUAAUGUAGUUGAUGGAUCCGCUGAGAACAACGGAGAGGUGAGCCACUUCCGGAGAAUGAUGGUGGGUGCCAGCAACCAUAUGGGUUGCGCCAUAGCCAUGUCCAAAAAAGAUGGCUUGAAGCACCAAUGGAUGAUUUGCCUUUACAGCUGCACUCCAAAAGCUAACGAGCCCCUUUAUUCGUUUAAUGCCGUUCCUGGGGAACAUUGCUCCACAGGAGUGGAUCACGAAUACCCGAAUCUUUGUAACGAAUCCGAGCAUGUAGAAGAUUGUAGGCUGGAUACGCACCAUGAAUAGUUCUUUUAUGCCAAGAUCGUUAUUUUAUAUUGUGUUAACUACACUUCUUGAAUGGAUUGGAUAGAAAAAGGAGGUGGAUAAAGUGCAUCUCGAGAUUGCAUCAAUUCCCAAAAAGGUUAAAGAGAAAGUGAUUGACGCUGCUAGAGUUGCCGAUAAUUUGAAUGAAGAAGCGAAAAAUAAGAUUAUUAUGGCCAUUCAUUUCAAAAUGCCCUAAAAUGAUACAUUUGGUUAGUUAGCCUCAAGUGGCUGGAUAUAUUUUUCUCUAUAAAUUGCCUAAAAAUAAAUACAAACGAGUUAAAUGUUGUAUUAUA